Messenger RNA from Nomia melanderi (Alkali bee), 4015 nucleotides. Its product is annotated as solute carrier family 7 member 14. The record is from RefSeq and is a predicted model, not a curated record. Lineage: Eukaryota; Metazoa; Arthropoda; Insecta; Hymenoptera; Halictidae. Gene Ontology annotation, molecular function: amino acid transmembrane transporter activity. Gene Ontology annotation, biological process: amino acid transport; transmembrane transport. Gene Ontology annotation, cellular component: plasma membrane.
GAGAGGCGAGAGAGUGUAACCCCACGGCACCCGUGUGUGUCGCACUAAAAUGUGACUCUGGCCAGCAGCACCGGGAGCCGUGUGUGUCGUAAGAGCGAGCGCGCGCGAGAGAACGUACGAACGAGCGAAAGCGAGCGAGAGAGCGAGAGAGCGAGUCGUGUGUGCCGGAAUUUUAGUUUAGAACGUGGUUCGAGCUGGGCCGGGUGCGUACACGAUGAAGUACAAGUAAAAAGCGGAGAAAACAAGAGGAAACACGGGAAACGAAGAGGGGCAAGGAGAAUCCACCCCUAAAGUGUCCAACGGAAGGAGAGGAAACUUCGUUCAGCCAGGUGGAAGGUGGAGAAUCCAGAAACGCUUCCCUUGUCGAGGAUACAUAUCAUUAUUGCCUAAGGGUAGAAGAAUAAAUAGAAGAACAUUAGAGGAUCAGAGGUCAGCUAGCCGUAGGAGGAUCACCGGAGGUAGCUAAAGAGGAUAGGCUCGCGACGGCCGUGGACACGGGGCUGGCGAACUCGCUCGGAACCAGGUUGCCGGAAAAGGGGGAGAGAAAGUGGACGCAGGGCGGCGAUGUCGUGCGGGUCUAAUUGAGAUAUCGCUGGGACCUUGGUGGUGCGACGGGCGGUCGCGUUUACACGCGUAGAGACCACGGGACGCGGCUCGUACACGGCUGGAUUGUGUGACACCGGAUAUCGGGGCCUGGGAACGAAAGGGUCGGCUCGAUGACCGGCCGCGAGUAGUUUUAGUAACGUUUCACCGUGAACUGUGAUUCUCUGUGCCAGGGCCGAGGGGAGGAACCCGGAUCGCGAACACCGGUUGCAACUGGACAGGAAGAAUGAAGCUGGAACUGGACCGUGAGAAGGGCCUGGAGCUCUUCGGGAAGUUCAUACGAACGAAGAAUGUGGAAAGUCUACAGGGUGAGCAGAGAAAAGCUGGGCCCGAGCCACUGCAUCCGACCGACUCCAAGCAGAAACUACAGAAGUGCCUGACGACUCUGGACCUGACGUCAUUGGGAGUUGGCUCCUGUGUUGGUACAGGGAUGUACCUAGUCGCAGGUAUGGUGGCGCGCAGCGUCGCCGGGCCAGGUGUCGUCAUCUCGUUCAUUAUUGCGGCCAUUGCUUCAAUUUUUUCCGGAUCAUGUUACGCCGAGUUCGGAGUACGAGUGCCUCACACGACGGGCAGCGCGUACGUGUACAGUUACGUGACAGUAGGUGAAUUAAUAGCAUUCAUUAUUGGAUGGAACAUGGUGCUGGAGUACCUUAUAGGUACGAGCGCGUGUGCCUGCGCCCUUAGCGCCUGCCUGGAUGCCCUGUCAGAAGGCGCCGUUUCCAGCGCAAUAGCGAACAGUGUGGGAACCAUAUUUGGUCGGCCGCCCGAUUUCCUCGCGUUCGUCAUCACCAUAUUGAUGAUGCUGCUGAUGGCCGCGGGCGUCAAGAAAUCCCUGGUGUUCAAUAACGUGUUAAACGCCAUCAAUCUCUCCGUAUGGGUGUUCAUAAUGACGGCGGGCAUGUUCUACGUGAACCCCGACAACUGGGCCGAGCGAAAAGACUUCCUGCCGUACGAUUGGAGCGGUGUGUUCACCGGUGCUGCGACGUGUUUUUACGCGUUCAUUGGCUUCGAUAUUAUAGCUACCACCGGCGAAGAGGCGACCAAUCCGAAGAGGAGCAUCCCUCUAGCGAUAGUCCUGUCGUUGAUCAUAAUUCUCAUCGCCUACGUCACCAGCAGCAUGGUCCUGACACUGGUUGUACCUUACAACGAAGUGGACCAGGACUCAGCUCUGGUAGAGAUGUUUGGCCAGGUGGGUGCUUACAAGUGCAAGUAUAUCGUCGCCGUCGGUGCACUGGCUGGUUUGACAGUGUCCAUGUUUGGCAGCAUGUUCCCCAUGCCUAGGAUAGUCUACGCCAUGGCUCAGGAUGGCCUCAUAUUCAGGAGUCUGAGCCAGGUAUGGCCAACAACAGGCACCCCAGCUUUAGCAACGUUGACCUCUGGACUAUGUGCUGCUGUGGCUGCCCUCUUGAUCCGGUUGGAGGUUCUGGUAGAGAUGAUGUCUAUUGGUACACUUCUAGCCUACACUCUAGUGUCCACUUGUGUGCUGAUCCUUCGCUAUCAGCCUCACUCCACGAACCUGGUGGAGCUUUUGCCUCAGAGCUUGAGGACACCUUGUCGAUCACCGACAAAAGAGACUCAGGGAAACGGACAGGUGUCUUAUGGGAAGGAGCUGAGACCGGACCAGCUGACCACAGCUUUGAACACUGUUCAGACUAACCAAUCGGAACUGACGACGACGAAUAACGGCCAACGUAUCAUGAAAAUUCGAGUGAGAAGAUGCAACAGUUCCUCGCCAGACUCAGACGACACCUACGGUGCAGAAGAGGACGAAGUAGGCUUGGGCAAAGAUGAUCAGUACCUGGUCAGCGAUCGGACUGAAAAUAAAUUCUACGGCAGCGUGCACGCAGCUGCAGCGGCGUCCAGCUGUGGUAGCGCGCACCAGUACCCUGGCAACACGCCGAUCAUAGGGCCACCGUUGACCUAUCUUCAGCGUCGACUGCAGGCGGUACAGUACUUGUUCCCAUCUAUAUUCCCUUGGGUGGACCGAGGUCCUGCGACAGAGGCUUCAGGACGCUAUGUGAUGAAGCUUGUUGGGAUACUCUAUCUGCUGAUAGUGAUCUUUGAUUUGAUCAUUGUCUGCGGCAUGGGUAACAUGGGAGCGAUCACCACGAAAAUAAUGUUCCUGUUCCUGUUCGCCAUAAUUGGGGUGCUACUUGCCAUCAGCAGGAAGCCGCAGAACAGGAACACCAUGAUGUUCAUGACUCCGGGACUGCCAUUCGUUCCUGCGAUUGCUGUCACCGUGAACAUAUACCUCAUCUUCAAGCUGAGCAUCUUGACGCUGGUCAGGUUCACUGUGUGGAUGAUACUCGGCUUCAUCAUGUACUUCUACUACGGCAUCAAGCACAGCAGUCUCGAGGAGGCCAGCAAGUCCGAGAACCUCGAGGAAACCGUAACAGCAGGCAACAUCGAGCUGACGGUGUCCGAGCCCCAGCGACAGCAGCAAACGCACCAUCAAUACCCGGCGCCUGAUCGCAGCAUCUACGAGAGCCAGCAGCUGGACGCGUUCGGCCAGCCGUUGUUCGGCAGCACGAAUUUCGGCGGCACGCCCAGCCAGAGGCAAGACACGACGACAACAACAGCAACAACCACGUCCGCUGGCCAGUCGCUGUUCGUCACCCAGGAUGACUUCCCCACCUGGGACGACUGAACGACCACCGACACAAACACAGUAUAAAUACGCGUAUUCAUAUAUAUACACACACGUAUAUAUGAAUAUAUAUUUGAUGAUACAUAAGAUAAAUUAUUACGCAAGCCUGACCGGCAUCGAAUGUUCACCGACGAUCAGGAGGGGGAACGGGAAAAAUCCGAGCAAAAAGGGAACGACCCUGUGGGAGCCUCGCGAUGGUCUCCGGCCUCUGUGUUAGAUCAUGAUCGAGCGACGAUUAGACAGGUCACAGUUGGUUCCUCAAACAGUUCCUUCUACGUUGGCUCCUCGGCUUUGUCCCGUCGCACAGUGGGGUAGAUCACGGGUUUAUUCGUUGGAAGUCUGUAACGUUUGGAUCAGUGGAGAUGUACGGAUUUUUUGGAACUGCGGAAUGGUCUUUGACGACUUUGUAGGAACGUGAUAAUUAUUUUAUGUAGUGCUAGGUGUAAUAACUGAGGAUCAUUGUUAUUGCUAUAUAGUUGGUCAAACUAUAUUGUUAUUUAUAUGGUUUGCUCUUGAUAUUUAUUAUUAAUUAUACUUAUUUAUUGUUUAUUGACCCUUUACUUGAUUAGUUAUUUAUUUAUUACUUAUUUACUUCUUCCCAAGAAAGAUAUCAUGUUUACUAUUAGCGAAUGUUUCCUUCUUAAUUGAACAAAUUUAACCCUCUGCACUCGACAAUAUUUAUUAUUAGAAACCUUCAUUACUUCCUGACGAAAUAUUAACAAUAUUUGCAACUUACAUAAAGAAACAUCUUGCACAAACUACGGG